UUCUACAUACCUCUUGGGGUGAUGCUGCUGACGUACGCGCUGACAGUCCAACUCCUGGCGCGACAGAGGAAGGGCCUGGGAGCGGGCUGGGCGGCCGGCUGGCUUGGUGCGCCUCCAAUCGAACGUCGGUGCACCUGGCGGAGGUUUCUCGGUCCGAGAGGCACUCCUCAGCACUCCGCUGCUUCCACUGAGACGGAGCUUCCUCCCCUGGACACCAGGGAUCUGUGGAUCCAGGAUUCCAGCGAGCCGGCCCCGUCGGCAAUGACCGCACUGCACCAGUUCGGGGCUGAGAUGUUGCGCCUAUCCCGCGGCCUUGAGGCUUCUGCUGCCACCAAACCGCAGUUUAAAGGGACAAACAUAUCGGAAAGAUGCGGUAUGCUCACUCCAGGGUCACUGAGCGUGUCGUCUAGCUCACCAUCAUCUAUGCUUCAAGACCGAAGACGCCCGUCAUCCACUUGUGAUCCCAACACACCCUUACAUAGGCCCAGGAGUGCGUCAGAUGACGAAAGCAACGACGGCUUGCUAGCUCCAGCAACUUUAACAGCUAAGUCUAGAAGUUCUGAAGAUGGCCUUUUACUUCCCCCUCCGUGUACGUGCCCUUACUUUGGAUCAGAGUCUACUCCUCCUAGAAGAACGACAGAAGUUAUUAUAGUUCCUGGUGGCGACAUCAACGGAUGUAAUGGUUACCCUCGGAAUGGUAAUUUGAAAGACGAGCCUCAGUACUUUAGGAGAUCUAGCCGAGGAGCGGCUUCUAUGGUUACAUGGGAUGAAGCUAGGAGGUUCAGAAGAGGUUCCAGUUUUGGAGGAGCAAGGACUACUUUAUCGACUCCAGUGCGAAGCAUCAGAGCUCAGAGGUCAAUAAAUGCUCGUCCACAGCAGCAGAUAUCUUCGAGUCCCCAACGCCAAACACCUAGAGCACACCAUUCCAGAAACUCAAGUGUCAUUUCCAGAAAUUCUUCCCGCCACGGCAGGAUUCUGCGCCUGGAGCAAAAAGCCACGAAAGUUCUCGGAGUCGUGUUUUUUACUUUCGUCGUUCUUUGGGCGCCAUUUUUCAUCCUGAAUAUGGUUCCGGCAGUUUGUCCCGAAUGCGAGAGGCGGAUUUCGCCUUGGGUUUUCGACUUCGUGCUGUGGUUGGGCUACGCCAGUUCGAUGGUGAAUCCUAUAUUCUACACCAUAUUCAAUAAGGUGUUUAGGCAAGCUUUUAAGAAGGUGUUGUUGUGUCAAUAUUGUAGGUCUAGGAGGUAGCCCGCACCCUGGGAGCGUGUUCGUCCCUCCUCGGAUCCAGGGUUAGGCGCGCUCUCAGUCAAUCGUCAAGUAAGAUCUCAUUUUGUGUGAACCAGAGCUUUAAGAGUAAGAAUGCUUAUCUAUUUCGCAGAUAUUAACCACAAGCAAACAGAGAUAAGGCUUACUAUUUCAUUACCCACAGGUGUUAUAACUUUUCGUCUCAUUUUGUUCUGGCAGAUCUAUUGAAAAUGUUUGAAAAUAACUUUUGAUUUCGUUUCGCUUUUUAUACGCAUUGAAAUAAAGGAACCUUUAUCUGUGUUUGCUGUGUAUACUCGUAAACUAUGUAGGUACUCGUAUUUCUUCACAAGAUGUAUAUUUUUUUAAUAUCGUGCUACAACA
Molecule: messenger RNA, 1623 nt
Organism: Ostrinia furnacalis (Asian corn borer)
Lineage: Eukaryota; Metazoa; Arthropoda; Insecta; Lepidoptera; Crambidae
Product: 5-hydroxytryptamine receptor-like
Exons: 4
Coding region: 22-1245 (407 amino acids)
Biological process (GO): adenylate cyclase-activating adrenergic receptor signaling pathway; positive regulation of MAPK cascade
Cellular component (GO): plasma membrane
Molecular function (GO): G protein-coupled receptor activity
Source: RefSeq, a predicted model, not a curated record